Porites evermanni is the source of this 11515-nucleotide messenger RNA. The record is from the annotation of a GenBank genome assembly. NCBI's taxonomy places the organism in Eukaryota, Metazoa, Cnidaria, Anthozoa, Scleractinia, Poritidae.
AUGUGUUACAUCUCUCCUGUGUGGUCCAUGGACCAAUUUAUGGCCGUGUUAUGGGUUGUACUGUAAAUGGUUUUCUCUCUCUCUAUAUAUAUAAAAGUUUGUAUAGAGCGAGAAAACCUGGCCCAGUUUCCAAUUGGGGGGCUACAAAGCAUUCGAAUACUUCUUUUUGGUCGACUGCUUGAAAUUGUCUUCUAUCUCCUUGGUUAAACUGGAAGAGAGUUUUUUUAGCUUACUAGUUUCGCACAGAGCGAUCCCCUUUUUUCUGUUCGUUUUGGUGCACACUGAAAAGCCUUUCCUCACAUGAUUUGUAGCAAAAGCAAAAGGAGGACGCGAAACAGUAACUUCAGCGACCUGCAAUAAACACGAAUAUGCAAUGAGAUGUGGAAUGGUGAAAGUGAUCACUGUUCACAGGUGUAGACAGUGGCAUAUUCAGAUGCAUUGAAUGUAGUUCACCGCCAAGGCAUCGACCCAUACCCAGGGGAUGGGAGGAUCAGGUAAAGGACAGGUCGCUGGUCAGGCACUACGAGAUGUAAAAUGCGCACAAUACAAGGAGCUGGGGUAAUACUGUAAAAAAAAAACGAAUUGUCGAAAAGCCUGUGUAGCCGGCGGGAUCGUUAGCGCAAGCAAAGGUUUGGCAGGGGAGCUGCUGAGCCGUGCGGAGAAUUGGGAGCAGACGCCUUAACCGCUUUCGACACUAGCUUCUCCAAAACUCUCAAAACAAAUCCGCUCAGUGCAGGCUAGUUGUGGGGUAUGUCGCCCCAUGUAAUGGGAUUCCGGAUUCCGGAAUCCGGGAAAUUUUUGGUGGUAGAAUCCGGAAUCCUGGGCUUUGGAAUCCGGAAUACAGCUCAAGGAAUCCGAAAUCCCACUAACGAUUGGAAUCCAAAAUCCAAGGUCCACUUAACGAUUCCAGAUUCUAGGUAGUCCACGGCGAAGAAAUUAAGAAUCCCAGACUGUCCUGGAUUCCCUUACAUGGGGCGAGGUAUCCAUUGUUGUGGAAAUCUUUCUUGUUUACGGCGGUUUGAGAUCGAAACAUAUAGUGUCUUUUGCAAGGUGUGAGAGGUGUUUUGUCUAGUUUUGCGAGGGGAAUCAUAUCCUGGCGUAUAUUUUGUGGCAACCUUCCAAAGCCAGGGAAAAGCCCCCUGGAGACGAGGUCGGCCAUAGUAAUUAGGAAAAAAUCCGUUCCUUCACUGUUUCUUGUUGAACUCCGGUCUGUGUGGUAAGAUUAAACUGGCCGGAGAAAUCUGAGUAAUACAGCAAAAUUGGCUACUGAGCAGGGGCACCCAACGUCAAUUUUUUGUAAAUAUCUGUUCGGAAGUUCGGAAGACGAUUUGAGAUCUAGAUUUUUCGGAACAUUUGUUGCAAAAAUCAUCCCUUGCCUGCCUCUCGUAGGAUUUUCGAACAUCUAAAAAAUGGUAUAAUUGCCCAUUCUCAACGGAUUUUUACCUCAAAAAGGUCACCUAGAAUUUUCGGGAGCCUUUUUUCUGGCUGAAAUGUUCGAAAAGGUUUUGAUCCCUAUAAUUUUCGGAUCACUAGAUGAAAAAUUUUUAGGGGAUAACAAUAUGCCUAUAUCUACCGUUUAAAUACUAAAAUACGUUCAACAAUGCUGUGUUUAAGUGGUUUUGAACUAUAUUCUCGUUGGGUGCCCCUGACUGAGGUAUGUUGCUUAUUGCUGCUCACUAAUAUCGAUUAACAAAAACAGAAGUCCAAAGUUUAAAGUCGAAGUGGGUUAUUGCGCUAAAUUGGAAGUCGGAAGUAAGAAAUCAGAUCAGAAGUGGAAGACGGAAAUCGGAAAUCAGAGGUAGUAUCUCUAGUCUCUCCUCGGCUAAGUACGAUACUGGCGGUUAAACUAAUCCCCGACGAUUUUAGUUUUUGUUCGCACACUCCGACGAUCUCUGUAAUAAGAAAAGUCUUAAUCAGGAAGGAAUGUGAACUCUGAACAGACUAGUCACAUCCGUUCACAAUAAGAAUUUUUUAACAAACAAGGGCAAAAAAAGCCUGUCCUGCGUGGCCAUAAAAAUAGACAUUCGAACAGAGAGAAAUAGUGUAAUGAACAUGAUGGACGGACAGCCGUAGGAAAUCCAGCCGCGCUAAGAAGCCCUCUUUGUCAGAAAAAUAAAGUAAAUUCGCAGCAGGAAGUCGAUCGAACGCAAGGCAUGAGAUCAGGAACCGCUCCUGCGGCUUGAUGCUAUUAAAAGAUUGAUGAGUCGCCUGCGCUCGCAUUGCUGUUACGCGAUGAAAGGAAUUCAGAAUUCCUAAAAGGUCCUAUAAGAUUUUUCUAUCUAACAAAUGCUAUGAAUGCUCGAAUUAGCCCCCCCCCCCCCCCCCCCUCCCCCCCCCCCCGGCGCCAAAAAAAAACCCAAAACCCCCCCCCCCCCCCCCCCCCACCCCCCCCCCGGUAAUUAACAUCCCCUACGCCUCGAUCGGCACAUUUUCGACGUAUAACGAAGAACUGAUCUAGUUGGAUACCUCUGAAAGGGACGACGAAGCCCCCCCUGGUGGUGUUUGUGUUUGAAAAAAUAGUGGAGGCCCCGCGCCCCGCCUUGGUUUUCCGCGAGAAAAGAAAUAUAAAUAUCCCAAAAAUCCUUUAAAUAUUUUUUUUUUAACAAAAAAUUUUAAAUUCCCAAAUAGCCCCCCCCCCCCCCCCCCCAUUCGGCAAAGCCUAGAGGCCGAAAUAUAACUCCAUAACUCCCCUCCCGCCAUAACUCCCCCCUUUACCGGAUAUACGAUAUGUACAUGGCUAGAGAAUGAUGAUUUGAGGACAUAACAAGGACGGAUGUUUUUGGCACAGUUCCACUGACCGUAUGGUGCCUGAGGACCCUUGAGGAUAGAUUUUACAACACAAGUAGCCCAAGCGGCAAAUAUCACCAUCCGGCCCUACUGCAUAACCGUUCAAAAUACAAAGGAUUGUAUGGAGAAAAAACGAAUGUUUAUGCAAACCUAUGAAGGGAUUUCAUCAAUUAGUGGGUUACAGAAAAAAAUCGUUUUCCCCCGACAGCAUCCUUAUAGUUGGAAGGAUGCCGCGACAGUGCCAAAGGUCAUGAGUUUGGGGCACCUGUGGUCACAGCAAAGCAGAGAAAAUCUUUCAAUAAGAACUACCGAGACCAGGUUUUAUGAGCCCGCGAGACUGAGCACCCCACCCAAAUCCUUGUUUUCACUAAAACAACUGAACGCAGUAAAGUCAGCCUUUUCGAUAUUUUCCAUACAUUUCCCUUAAAUUCAAACAUUUGAGCGUUACACAGUUUGUUUGGGUCUCCUGUGGAGGACCAGAUUUCGAUGACAGUCAAGGGAUGACGUCAGUACACUUCAAGGAGACAUGAAACGUUGACAUAAUUAUUGUUGACAUGGUAGAAAAAUAUUUAAAAAUUGGAAAAUUGUACAUCUACGUAAAAACUGGUCGCAUAAUGGCCAAAAAGAAAUAUUGGAAAUUAUUGGCUAAGUUAGAUUUUAAUAAAUAAAUAAUUUUAACCGGAAUAAUUGAAGUUGCUGUUCACAAAUUUUUCGAGGUAGGAGUUCUAUUCUCUAAUCAAUUGGGAAAAACUAAAACUCAAGGACGUCUCUUUUUUUCGAUCUCCCCUUCGCCGUUCUCCGACUUCUUCUCUCCUGAAAAAAAGAACGCCUGAUCGCGGCAGGUUAGAUUCGAGUCGACAUUAAUGAGCGGAAUUCCGGUAACACUUGCGAGGCGACUUUGGUUCUCUGUGGAAAACCCACAGCCUGCAGUCAGUCCCAAUUAAUGCCUUCCGCUGCCAUUACCCCUUCUCGCUUCGUGACUGAGCCAAAUAUUGGAUCAACCGCACUAGGGAGGCCUGGGUACGAGAUCAUGACAAAGCGCAUCCGGUCCGAUACCCAAUGACAUCAUUUCCGGUGUCAUAUUUCUGUCUUUCAGCAGCUAUUCAUGUUGCAACUUUCGGUAUAAAGUCCUCAUUCAGAAUAGCGUCAGUUACAUUGCUCAAGCUGUGGAGAAGGCAUCAUAGAGCUUGAACUCAAGAUGAAGUUUGCCGUAGCUUUUCUCCUUGUUUGUGUGGCUCUUCCACAAGGUAAGCUGUACUGAAGAUCAUUGCUUUUUUUCUAACUCCUUUGUUUUUUUUUUUUAUGAUUAAACCAAGAUAAAAAGAGUAGAAGGGUCGAUCAAACAAGUCAAUUUCGACAGGAAACACGCGCGAUGCUUGUCCUCCUUGAGUUAUUAACAUUUGUGAGGCGUUUGCAAAGUGAAAAGCACUUUUCCACUUGCAUCUUUGCACGAAAGCAGCAAUUUUGUUCAUCAGAAUUCACGGACUGACGAUCCUGCCAGUUUUUUUAACGUAAAAUAUGUGAAUGCCCUUUGACGCAAUACGACCUGCGAGUUAAAUUAACAAAAGAUAACUGCGCAAUAGAUACAUCACUACAUGUACGAGAGUUUUCUGAGCAUAUUGUUUGAGGCAAUUCCUACAGAAAACCCAGAAAUGUAAGUGAUAUCAGCUCGCAAUCGAAGUCAGCACUGUAUCCCUAACAAUGAUGGCUGAAAACGAAAGCGGAAAAGGUUUUUUACGCUGAAAAUUCCAGCAGUACUUGACGACAAAAUCCCCCUCAAAAUCCCUCUCAGCAGCUGAAAUUGCUCUGGUCGCCCCGCCAACUCACGAUCACGUUUUACUCUGUGGCCGGGUAUAUUAUAUGUAUCAAUAUACCCUUUUUUAAAAGCUAUUCAGUUUUCUAAGUUUUUUCCUUUUCUGACGGAACUCUAAGUUAAUUUUGCCGCAGUACUUCCCUCGCCCUCAGGGCAAUAGCCGUCUCUCUCCUCUGACAGGCAACACAGGGGAAAAAGGCGAAUAAAAUCAAACUAAGCUCGACAGACUGCUCAUGUUUUUUGUUUAGUUUUGUUUUCCGUUUUUAUGCUUUCUGCCUCGUGACAGUCGAUGAGCAAAACUGACUAAAAAUGAAAGUUUUAAAAAAGAGAAAAAGCAGAACCUUGCCAAGUUGAAAUCUGAUCCCGGUAAAAAAAGAGUACACAAGAUACCUAAUACCCCUUACAGUCCUCGGGUCGAAGUCCGAAGUCUGAAUUCUUUGUUUGGCUCAAAUCCCGAGACACAAACAUCCUUUAACAAAUUUGUUGCCGUUGCUCUAGACAAAACAGCCCUAUUUUUGCCUAGGUUAAGAACGCACCCUCGAACGGUCAACUGUCUCUGGAGUAAGGGUUAACACGGAGAAAGAGACGCAAAUACUUCUUCUCUCGCCACACGAACCAUACGCGGGUGUGAGGCCAACGUGCUUCGCGCGAGGAUAUUACGCCGGGAAGCGCAGAAGACUGCAGUCUGCUGUGUGCAUGUUUCAGUGAGGGUGUGAAUUUCUGAUGUCUUAGGGAAUGAAAAUGUUGAAGUAGUUGUUGUUUUGUAGUUGUUAGUUUCCCUUGUUGUUCUCCUUCCUACUAUUAAAGUGAAAGGGCGAAAGAAAAUUUUUCCCAAAGCCUAUCUUCGUUCAGGAGGCUUGAUAGGCUUCUUGCCCAGGGGAUUUUCCCUUUCUUUCUUAAGUUAGGCGCGUCCUCACAGUUGUAGCCGAACUAAACUUGUGCCAAAAAACAUGCUGAAUUUCCCAGUCACAUUGCCUUCGCAUGACAUCCCGCUGAUUGUCAACGCGGAUGUAGGGUAGAAGUGCGGGGACAUGUAAAUCCAAGGGAAAGGGCAUUUCUGGAAAAUCGAGGUGGGAAAAAUUAUGCACUCUCACUUGUUAAGUAAAUACGUUCACAGGAAAUGACUACUUUGUAAAAAUAGUAUCAAAUGCUCUUUGACAUAAAAGAAAACUCUAAUCCAGUUUCGUGACUAGAACUACAUUUUUUUUUUUGCGGCCAGAAACAAAAACGAAAAUUGAUGCUAAUCAUAUAUCUGAAGUUGUUUAUUUUUGUUUCGUUGUUCUUAGUAUUCUUGGUAGAUACUCCCCGCUACGAUACUUAGUUAAAAAAAUGUUCGCUGAAAAAGAUCUCAUAACAUGACUUAAACACUUAACGCCGUUUUAAGGGUAUUUUAGCCCCCCAUUCUCCAUCCGGGAUAUGGUUCUGAAAGUCUGAUAAGUGCUAAUCCCGGAUUUAAAGUUAAAUCCAUGAUUGUACUUGUUUUAAAGUAUCAUUUUGUGUUAUCAUAACUUGUUCUCGGCUUCCAGUGAAAACUUCACAAUAUUAAAAGCUCGCAGCUAAAUAUUACCACAAGCGAAAAGAAUUAUGGGAACUGCCUUUACGCUGCACUUUCGGUUAGACGGGUGAUUGCGUCUUUUUUCGUUGAGAAAAACAGAGAAUACCACAAGUCUUUGAAAACGUUUAGUACCCGUUCACUGCGAGAUUGGAUAGUUAUCGAGUAGAAAAACAAAAGACUAGAUGAAACUGCAUGCAAUCCAUAAGAAAUCCUGAAAUAAUGUCAUUUAAAUGGAUAAGGUGGAGGUCAGGCAUGUUAAUCUUUGGCUCCUGUGGAUUGGUAUGCAAAGAAAAGACGAAAUAAAAGAACAUGACGGGACAAGGGGCGUUUUUAAUACUUCCGAUUCUUUCGAAUCCUUUCCCGCUGUUAUUGCUGUUUUUUUCGAUGUCGUAUUAAAUAAAGAAACCUUGAAAAAGAUCUUUAAAAUGCUUUUCAAACAAAACAAUUGAUCUCCAAACCUAUUAAGGGUAGAUUCAUCAUCCUCCUUUAUUUACGCGGCGUUCUCAUUGAUUUAGAACCGUCUAAAAUCAUAUGUUUUAGAAGAGUAUUACACUUGUUAAUCGCAAGUACGUAUCUAAGGGUCAAAGUCCGAAUCGAUCAAAUCGAAUUCCGUUACCCACCUCUAAGAGAUUUGCUUUUUUUAAACAGCAAAACAACCCGUAUGCAUGCGUAGAUCAAGAAUGUAGGACGCGGACUCCUCGAAAACCCAACCGAUUAACCGACGUUUUGCAUGUAUAUUUUGUGCUCGGUACAUAAUCGCUCCUGGGGUAGGGAUAUUCAUAUCGCUCUUGAGAGGUAAAAACUGCCUUACCUCCUCAGCGCUUCAUUCCCUGCUCGGCGUGACGAUUUUCAGCCCAUGUGAGGGAAUCCGGAUUCUCUGAAUCUAGGAAAUUUGGACAUGUGGAAUCCGGAAUCCAAGUUUCACUGACAAAGAAUCCGGGAUCCAAGAUCUUAAAAUGAAAGACUGUCCUUGAUUCCCUUGUAUGGGGCGACCAUUGACUGCGUUUCUUUUGAAGUCGGGGAUGUUUGUGGUUCUCUUAGCUAGGCGGCGAAAAAUAAAUUAGAUUGCAAUCAGUGUUGCCUGUAUAUGUUCGUAUUCAGGUUUAUUCCAAUAAAAGACAGGGAAAUUUCGCUCUAAACGUUUUAGUGUCUCAUUUGGCGUGUUUGUUCGGUGUUGUCAUGAAUGAAAACCAGCCACGUUAAGCUUAUUUGAUAAGUUAAAGAUAGCUAAAGCAUAACUGGGGGGGUAAUUAACGAAGUUUUAUACGGGGAGGCUCCACCUUGAGAUGCAACCUCUUACCCUUAUAAUAUAUACCAUUUUUGACAGAACACUUCAACAGGGACCCCUUUCCUUUACCUAUAAUUGACAAAAUGAUAUUCUUUUCACAUACCUAGUUUACAACUUUGCAUUCCUUUUAACUGCUGUUAAUGUUCAAAUGUGUAGUUCCAGAAAAUAUCCAUUCCCCGCCUACGGAGAGAAACGGAAAUUUCAAUGGGGGUGGGGUAGGAAAUUUCCAAGGGGGUGGGGGUGGUUUCUCGAGGUCUUUUGUCCGGGAAUUCCGAGUAAGAUUAAUAAAUUAUCAAAAACUAACAGCUGCUCUAAUGAGCAAGCUAUCAGUUAUUUUACUGUUAACGGUCUUUUAAAACAAAAAUUAUUGUAUUCAUCGAUGAUCUUUUAUUUACGGUCGGCUGAAUUUUUUCUUUUUUUCACGGCUUACGCCAUAAAUAGUUGUCAUCUGCUCUUGAAUAAACUUCCGGUUAUCUACCACCACAACAUAUUGUGAUAUUCACCGCAAUGUGAUCGUGUUUUAAGCCUUCUUCUAACAUGUUUUUAACUGAAAGGGAGAAAUUAAAGUCCACUCGAUGUUUAGUUUGAAUAUAAAUAGUUCUCAUUUGUGUCGUGUCGGCUCCUGGUCGUGUAAGGUAUCACGUCCACGGUUCUCAUUGACGUACCGUUAAUUUUUAACUAACAAAAACCUAUAUAUACAUGAAUAAAAGGAUUUUUCUCUCCUUGUCGCAUAAACGAUUAACUUUCGCAUAAUAAUAGUAUAGUGCAACACUAUUUUAGUCGCAAAUCUCUUUUCCAAGGGGUGCCUAACCAAGUUGAAAAAUUGUGGAAAUUCCAAGGGUUGGGGGAAGGGAGGGGGGUCUUACAAGUCUUACUCACUGGAAUUGAAAUUCCAAAAAGGUGGGGCGUCUAAGGCAAAAGUGUCCUCCGUGAGGGGUAUGGAUAUUUUGGGGAACUACACAAUAUGAAUAAAUCACAAAACGUGAGCGUUUUCUCGACUUUUUCACCACCAUAUACUGCAUCUCUUAGCACUUUUAGGCCUCUUGCAAACCGAAAUGACAAAUUUCCCACCCCUUCCAUUUACUUCAAUUAGUGAAAUCUUAAAAAAGGUACGGCCUCUUUCGGGCCCAGCCUCCCUGUAUAGGCCAUUAUAGGGAGUACCCCAGGGUAGUGGACCUGGUACUGAAGUGUUUUCAUAUUUUUUAAUGUUGCACCAACAGCCUUUGGAUUCUUUGAUAAGCUUCCAUCCUUCGAAGGCUUAAAAAAGACUGGAAAUAGAGUCUUUGAGGAGGCAGGCCAACAUGUGGAAACGAUCAGAGACGAAGUACAGAGGCACGCACAAAAUGUUAAGAAAACCGUUCAAGAAAAGGCAGAAUCUGCGAGAGAAACCAUCAAGCAGAGUCGAGAAUCCCUCGAAGAAGCCAUGGAAGAACCUACUAAAACGUUAGAGGAAUCAAAAGAAAAGAUCAUGGAAGUGAUACAAGAGAUGAAAAACAACACGCUUGGGGAAUCAGUAGAAGAGUUCGUGGAAAUGUUACGAGAGAUGAAAAACAAAACGCUCGGGGAAUCACAGGAAAAGUUCGCGGAAAUGGUGCGAGAGAUCAUGAGAAACAAAGUGUUCGUGGAAUCAAAAGAAAAGUUCAAGAAAAUGGUGCGAGAGAUCAUGAAAAACAAAGCAGUCGUGGAAUCAAAAGAAAAGUUCAAGGAAAUGGUACGAGAGAUGAAAAAAAGCGGUUCUUGGGAAGAAGGAAAGAAUAAACUGAAGAAAAUUAUAGAUGAGGCUGGCGAACGAGGAGAGGAAAUGAAGAAGAGAUUUGAAGAGAAAAGAAACAACUUGCGCGUGGUUGCAAUGGAGGUUAGUACUGUAGGCAAAAUACACGCUUUGUUGUUUCUAUUCGGAAAGUUAGACCCUGUUUAGGACAGGUUCAGUUCAAAAUGUAUACCCUGUUCAAAAGGGCAGCAAGCCCCCCUUAACCCCCCCCACAACCCCCCCCCCCCCCCCCCAACCACACAAAAAAAAAAAAACAAAAAAAAACAACUCAAAGCAAUAUUAAAUAACUACGGUACAAUAAAACGCAGAUAUUUCCGUUUUUGUCUUCGUGGCUAAGAGUAGCAGGCGGCGCACCACGCACACCCUCACCCACUACAUACUUCCUCCCCCCCCCCCCCCCCCCCCCCCCCCCCAAAGAAAAAAAUGCAAAUCAGCGAAAACAAUUCAAGUGGUUGAGUUGCGUUUAAAAAUCCGUUAGCUUGCAAUCCAGUGGUUCUGUCGCUUUUUGGAACACGAGAGAAUACGAGAGCGUCGCGCAACAGUCCACCUUUCUCGCAUCUCUUGCCUGUAAAAAAGCUGUUCGCAGUCUACCGGACGCCUGGGCCAAACACUUUCGCAUCACCCAUAAAACACCUUGUUUGACCCUCCAAAAUGAUGUAAAGCAUUGUCUGUAAUUGUUCUGCACAGAACCGUGUCCCUUCCUAGUCUUUUGAGGGUUGCCUGACAAGACAAAUACGGCUGCGAGAGAGGGAGAUCAAUCCCUUGCCCCAAUCCCCCAAAUAGAAAGCAUAAUUCGCAUAUAAUUCGCAAGGGCAGCUUCUUAAUCUGUUCCAUGUUUUUAUGUUGCUUGACUGCACCAACAUCGAGGAUAUUUGAUAAUUGUUUUUUCUAUGUUCAUUAACUUCAGGUAGCCCUACCCCCACGUGCUUGCAGGAUUAUUUUCUGUGCAUUGUCAAAUCAAAAAACCAAAAACUUAGGAAGCGCGCCCUCUUUUGAGCGCCGUCCUAUUUCUUCCGGCGCUAAUUCGACGAAAUUUCCUGACAAAGGGCGCCAUUUUUAAUUUUUUUCCAGCGAUGGCAGAAAGUGAAGGAAUUUUACGGAGAGCGUCUGGAAGAAGUUAAACAGACUAUCACGAGCCUAGAGGAACAACUUGAACAACAGAUGCCCGACAGACCCUUUGAGGAGUUGAAAUCCUUCAACAUGAAAAUAAAAGAUCUUUGCAAGUAAGCAACAGAAUAGAUACGAGGAAAGACGGCAGGGAGGCUCGCAAAUUGCUCUCCUUUUCCCCCCUCUUUUCUCGCCUCGCUUGUCAGUACGGAAAGCGAGGGGCAUCACCCCUUCCCCUAUCCCCUGGCACUUGCUUUUGCCCGUUUAGCUCGGUGGUUGAAGUGUACCUGACAUCUUUCAAAUUCUUACGAAAAAAUCUCCCCACAAGUCAAAUUUGACUAAACUAUGGUUUCGUAAGUCGAAUCUUCCUCCUAUAACUGCUUUUUGUUGUCCCCAUGUUCUUUCCGUUUUCAAAAAUUUCGAGGAUUUAAUGCUGAGCAUACGCAAGAGGGGGGCGGAAAGAAAAAGAAGGCAAAACGUUUGUGAGCAACAAACAUCAUAGGGCUAUUACUUGCGUAUUUUGUCGUCGUAUUUUUCACCUAUACCAUAACUUUGAUCUGGUCUUUAACAAAAGGUGAAGGUGAAGUUUCGCGGAAAAUUUGUUCAAACAUAACUAAUAUCACGGAUGUCAAACUAGGUUUGCCGUCUCUUUAGUCUUCCCCUUCCGUCUUGUUGGGUAACUUUACUAAUCAGUUCCAAACCAAAAGGUUCGAUUUUUUCAUCCACAGAAAGGUAAACUACUGAAAAUACAAGUUUUUCACGUUUGACACAGUCCAUCCUCUAAACUUGGCUAGCAUCUUUCAGCAAAUAGCCGGCUGAAGCUUGAAAUUUACAUUAACAUUUUUUGUACAAUUUCUGUCUUUUAACAGAGGUUUUAAACAAAUGCUCAAGGUAAAAGUAAACCAACUCAAAGAGAAAUUAGAACUGGAGCCUACUGAAGAGGAAGAAGAAGAGGAAGAGGAAGAGGAAGAAUCCGAAACAACGACCCCGACCACUGGCACCGAGGUGGACCCUGAAAUCCCCGAAGAAGUAAAGCCAACUUCCGUGUCCUCCAGUACCGAAGGCGUUAUGGGAGAAGAAGAGGUUGAAGAACCUGAAGAGAAGAUAAGUUUCCGAGAAAAAGUUAGGCGCAAGUUUGGGAGGUUGUCGAGACUCUUCAAGUUAAAACGAAGGUUGAUGAAUAAAGGAAAGUAG